AAUUGAUUUUGCCUGGGAUCAAGAAAAGAACUUUAAAGUAUUAGAACUAAAUGCAGCAAGUCAUAGCGGCUGGAUGUAUUCAGGUUCUGCUGUGAAAGAAGCAUCAGCUGAUAAAAUCGGUAUUCCUCUUGCUCCUCAACCAAUGUUUUAUACAAAUUAUAUUUUAAAAAAGUUAGGACCAAAAGUAGCCAUUAUUACUAUUAUAAAACCAAAUGUAGAAUGUGAUUUAUUGGUAAGGCAAAUUGAGAUUUUGGGUGGAAAAAUCAAAAUUGUCUAUCUUUCAGAAGUUAGCUUCCAAGAAAUUAUCGAAUUUGCACCAACUGGAAUAUUUUGGAAAUGCCAUGCAGGAUUGGUAGAAUAUUCAGAAAUGAUAUUAAAGAUAUCUAACUUAAGAUUGCCACAAAUACCUUCAUUUGAAAGUAUGUUUAUAGCUGGUGAUAAAUCGUUUUUAGCCAUCUUAAGUGAAAGAGACAUGACAGGUGUUAUUCCUAAAACCUAC
Messenger RNA from Racocetra persica, 499 nucleotides. The record is from the annotation of a GenBank genome assembly. Lineage: Eukaryota; Fungi; Glomeromycota; Glomeromycetes; Diversisporales; Gigasporaceae.